ACCCGAGGUGGUGGGAGCGGGGAUCGCCGGGAGGUGCGACAUUUUUAAUUCUUAAAAAAAGAAAAUCAAAAAGCGGAGCCAUGCACCGAAUGGGCAGAGCAGCAUGGCUGGUUGACGCACAGCGGCGUGAAGACAAGCGGAUGGAGGCCAGGCUGGCUGGGGGGCUGCGGCAGCUGGAUGAGGCCUGUCUGUACCACAUUAGUACCUUAACAAGGGAGCAGCGCCGAUUGACUCGGGACCUGGGAACAACUGGAACAGGAAAUCUUUGCAGGAAGAACGUAUUCAGCCUGCAGUCACAACCUUGGGGCCGUAAUGACGGUCACCAAAUGCCGUCAUAUCGGAAGACUGUGCUACCUAUAAUCCCACAAAAGCCAGAAAAGCACAGGUCUCUGAACCCAGUGUUGCGAAACGCUGGCUGGACUUCGACUGGGCUACAGACCCGGGUCCGGGAGUUCAUAGGUGGUAGAGGGGUGAAAACGGUGGGUUCUGUGCUGCCAGUCUGCCUGCCAGAUCUCAAAGGGCAGAGUGCCGAUGGGCCAAACACAACCGAACUUGGGAAGAAGUGUCAGGGUGAGACGAGUAUUGAAACAGACAGCAGGAAGCAGACAGAAAAAGAGAAAGGUGUUCUUUCAACCCCACCUCCUUUCCAGGAGCUGGCCCCAGAUGGAAAACUAAGAACUGUCUACACUCUUCCCAGCUUUGCCCAAGCUCUUGCAGAAGCUCGAAAAGCUCGCUACCUCCGCCUACGUGGCCGCCCCCUCUGCGAGAGGGAACUGUCUAUUGAGGAGAUAUUCGCCAGGACCCCCACUGAAAACUGAACAGGCUGACCCCAAAACCCCUGUUGAGUUUUUGACCAUCUUUCGACCUUGCAUUGUCUAGCCUCUAUGAC
Scleropages formosus (Asian bonytongue) is the source of this 889-nucleotide messenger RNA. RefSeq names its product coiled-coil domain containing 190 (gene ccdc190). The transcript is spliced from 4 exons. Lineage: Eukaryota; Metazoa; Chordata; Actinopteri; Osteoglossiformes; Osteoglossidae. The coding region runs from base 81 to 818 and encodes 245 amino acids. The record is from RefSeq and is a predicted model, not a curated record.